AUGGUUGGCCUAUAUGAAGAGAGACACAUGUGGAUCCCGGCCUUCAUGCGCGAAUAUUUUUGGGCCGGGAUAAAGACAACACAACGUGUGGAGAGCAUUAACAGUUUCUUUGAUGGGUUUGUUAAUCGGAAGAUGAAACUUUGCGAAUUUCCUGUGCGAUACACCAGGGCAAUGACAAAGAGGUUCCAGGAUGAGAAUGAAGCAGAUGCAAAGGCAACAAAGUACAUUUGGCGACUUGUUAGUGGUUUCCGACAUGAAUCAUUUUUCCAAAAGAUUUACACUGAUGCUAAGUUCCAGGAGAUUCAAAGAGAACUAUCCCGAUUGAUGUACUGCUAUGACAGGGGAGAACAUGUUAUUGAUGACACAACGGUUCGAUAUGUGAUCAAAGACAGGGUUUGGAUAGUACCGGAAGGGGAAAUUGAAGAAGUCAUUACGGACCGUAGGCGCAAUUAUGCGAUUACGUAUAACCAUGUUCUGAAAGAGGUCACUUGUGAAUGCAGAAAAUUUGAAACACAUGGUAUUCUUUGCUAG
Molecule: messenger RNA, 531 nt
Organism: Chenopodium quinoa (quinoa)
Lineage: Eukaryota; Viridiplantae; Streptophyta; Magnoliopsida; Caryophyllales; Amaranthaceae
Product: protein FAR-RED ELONGATED HYPOCOTYL 3-like
Exons: 1
Coding region: 1-531 (176 amino acids)
Biological process (GO): regulation of DNA-templated transcription
Source: RefSeq, a predicted model, not a curated record